Messenger RNA from Penicillium salamii, 375 nucleotides. The record is from the annotation of a GenBank genome assembly. NCBI's taxonomy places the organism in Eukaryota, Fungi, Ascomycota, Eurotiomycetes, Eurotiales, Aspergillaceae.
AUGAAGUCUCCAAUGUACAUGUUGGCCGUGCUUCUUCCUCUUGUUACCGAAGUUGCUUUGGGUUCGCCAACUGCGGAGCCGGAGGCCGAUUUCGAAUCGCUCGAAGAGCGCGGCAGAGGAAACGACCAUGAUUGGGAUGACAAACAUGACUGGCACAACCACAACCCAUGUGAGGUGAAGCGGUCUUACCCAUACUACAAGUACCCCUGCGGAUCGAGCCCUACAACUGGAAAGUCCCAAGUGGGUGCUAUAUUCACGCCCUCUUGCCGGUACCAGCACGGUAAUUCCGGUGUGUGGUUCCUCGCCCCUAAGGGAUGGGUUAAGGAGACAGACAAGCCCCGCAAAUGCCCCGGAACUAGGAAGCCAUGCACUUAG